GCGUUUCUGUUUCUCUCCGGUACUUCAUGGCUCUUUUGAAUUUGAUGACCCCCUCUUCAUUUCAGCAGGGGGAGGGGGACUGCCAUUGCCAUGCCGGCCAGCUGGUGAUCCAGGAGACCAGGGACGCAUUGGCCGAUUGGCGCCGGUGCGGUGAUCCAUGCCAUGGCUCAUCCAUGACCUGUAUGUGGACUGUGGUCUCCUCCGUCCAAUUCCCCGCCUGCAUCUGCAUGCGAACUCCUUCUCCUCCCGUUCCGUUUUGUGAAUGACGGUGUGUUGUCAGCUCAUAUAAUCUCUCCCUUCUUUCUAUCACAAAUAAAGUAUAGACAAAAUAUGCACUAAAUAAAUCUAAAGGUGGGUGUAGAUAUUUAAAUAGUGUAGUAUAUUUCAAGAAGUUUGAAAUGACAUCCAAAUAUGCACACUGCUGCAAAAAUAUCCAAAAUAUAGAAAACAGUAUGAAAAAAAUAACAAAACUGCAGUGCAUGUGUACUACAAGACAGAUUUAGUGGGUGUUUGACUUGUAGUGCGCAUGCAUCUAAAUUUUGUUAUUUUUGCAUGAUUUUUUAUAUUGUUUGAAUCUUAGUGUUUGAGACAAAGUAUAUAUAUCGAUGCACUAUGUAUAUGCACUGUUUCAGAAACAUUCAAAAGACAGAAGUAUGUUAUUAUUUUUUUUAAAAAAAGAUUGUAUAUUUGCACUACAUAUUUUGCCAACUAUAUAUACUCGAGUAUAUAGAAGAAAUUUCCCAACGUAAGGUGUAAUGUGAUGUGGCUCUCCUAAAGUAAGAACCUAUGGACAGAGCUAUAGCUAGGUGGCACGUUGGAUAGACCACUCUAGGAUUUGUAGAAGAACUAGAGUGAUUAUGCUGUCUAGCUGUAUAUUGCGAAGAUUGCAUACACUCGGCUAUACCUUGUCCUCAUUACAUCUACGGCUACAUCACCAGAACCACGUGCUACCAACUUUAUAUAUAAUAACCUCCAUCAUUAUAAAAGUAUUCCAUUUGUGUAUUGCUGUGCUGGUUAAAUUUUCUUAAAUUUCAUUAAGUUAUAGAAAAUGUAAAUAAUAUUUGUAUUUCUAAGUAAGUUUAUUAUAAAAAAAGAUUCAACAAUCUAUCUAAUGAUAUUAAUUAUAUAAUGUAAAAGUAAAUAUUUAGUUGUUAAAGUUAAAAAUAUUUAACUCCUCAGAAAGCGAUAACAAAACCUAUUUUGAGACAAAGGGGUUAGGCAUCACAGAGGGAGCAUAUAAUAUUUUUUCACAAUUAUUCCUAAAAGAGGCAUGCCAUAAGUAGUUUCUUGAAAAAAUACCAUGAAAUCGCAACAAUUUUAAAGGAUGUGAUGAAUCGAUGUCAAUAUCUAUAAUAUCUGCUAUUUCGCAUAUUAUGAUUGUCUAUGUAUAUACGUGAGCGUUGUGUACUGUGAUUUUUGAAACAAAUAAAUGAAAACUAUGACGAAAGGAGCAUAUUACGGUCCAAUUUUAUUACAGAGGAGUAUAAUUGGUAUGUAAUGCAAUCACAAAGGUUAAGAUAGAAAAUCAGAGGAAAGGAGAGGGCGAAAGAGCAAAAAGAGAAGAAAUCGAAACCGAAGACAAAAGGCACAACUACUCCUUCCAUUCUCGUCUCCGUCUGCGCCUGCGCCUCCAUCUCAUCACGCCCCCGCCUUCCGCGCCGCGCCGCGCCGCCUCUCUUCACGCGCUUUCCAAAUCCCGGCGCCGCUUUCCAUCACCGCCUCCCCGCGCGCCGCCAUACUUCCCCCCGUCGCCGAACCCGAGCCGGACACGCACGCAGCACGCCCUGCCGCCGUCCGUACCCUGUAUAUAAUGGACGCCGACGAGCCACCGGAGCCCGCCGUAUCCGCACGCCUCCACCGCCUCUGGAGCUAGGGAUUUCUCCCUCGCGCGCGGCAAUGGGCUGCACGACCUCCCACGACGCCUUCGCCGCCGCGGUCACCUCCUCCAGCUCCCGGGCCAGGGCGCGCCGCGCGUCCGCGUCCGCGUCCGGAGGAGACCCCGCCGCGCUGUGCCGCGAGCGCGUGGCGCUCAUCCGCGCCGCCGCCGACAGCCGGUACGCGCUUGCCGCCGCGCACGCCGCCUACUUCCGCUCGCUCGUCGCCGUCGGCGACGCGCUCCGGCGCUUCGCGGCGUCCGCGCUCGCGCCCGCCACACCCGGGUCCUCCUCGCCGGUGCUCACGCUCCCGCCUUCCCCCGCCAAGCCGGUGGCCACCGUGUCCGCCAGCCUCCCGCCGUCGCCGUCGUCCUCGUCGUCCUCCACCGUCUCGCCGCUCUCGCACUCCCUCUCCGACGACGACCUCCAUCUUCAUGACCUUGACGACACCAGACACGGAGGCGGCGUUGGCGGGAGCGAGGAGGCGUCGACGUCGACGUCCACGAGGUACCACCGCCACUUCAUGAGGAGAUCGUCCACCGUGCCCACCGUGGUGUACGAGGACCCCGACGCUCAGACCCAGUACACCACAGCCGGGACCAGCUAUGGAUACGCCUACGGCGACGGCGACGGCCACGCAUACGGAGACGGCUACGGCUACGGCUACAGCUACGGGUCGGCGUACCCGUACGGACCCUACGGCGAGGUAAUUGCGGGAGAGACCCCGGAGGCCGCGCCGAGGCAGCCUGGGCCGCCGCCUUCGCCCCCGACCGCGGAGGCCUCGCCGUGGGAAUUCUUGGACCCGUUCGCACAGUACGACCAGUUCAUGGAAGACUACGCUGGCGGGAAUCUGCCAACCAACAGCCCCAACUGCGCCGAGCUGAGGAGGAUGGAGGGGAUCCCGGAGCUUGAGGACGAGGCCGAGUUAGAGAGGAAGGCGGAGAAAUCCAAGCCAUUGACGUCCGGGGUUUCUGAUCUGAACAUCAAAGGGAAGGGACCAAUUCAAGACAAUGCCGCUUCGAACGGCGAUUUUUCUGGUGACAGCAAGCUGCAGAAGAAUGCCACUUCAAAGGGUGAUUCUCCUGGGGGCAAACUGCAGAGGGAUGCCACUUCAAUCAGCGAUUCUUCUGGUGGCAAGCUGCAGAGGAAGGGAUCGGAACCACAACCACCUCCUGAUGGCAAGUUACAGAGGAAGGGCUCGGAGCCGGCUGCUGACCCCGAAGGCGAGGGAGGGAAACCAGGGUCUAGGAAUGAUUCCGUGCCAAGCAAUGCCAGCUCGAAAAGCAAAGAAGGGGGGAAGAAUACGGUGAGCCUGAAGGGCACAGUUAGCAGUGACAUUGAUGGCAGCAGCACCAGUGGGAAGAAGAAAGGUGUGGCCUUCGAAGCAGAGCAAUCCAUCAGACCAGCAGGAGGAGGUGGGGAGAGCCAUGGCAAGUCAAUCCAGUCGGUGGUGAGCAGCGAGCCAUUCUCGCCAUUGCAUCAUGGGACAAGGGAUGUCAGAGAGGCGAUUGAUGAGGUCAAGAAGCUAUUCGAUGACGCGGCAAACUGCAGCACAGAUGUCUCAAGGCUGCUGGAGGUGGGGAAAAUGCCUCCCCGUGACACCCCAAGAGUUGUUAGAUAUAUCUCUUCCAGAGUGAUAGAUCCGCUAGGCCUUACUGUGUCGACAUCGUCUUGCCUCCCGAAAUCACAUGGCAUGAAGUCAAGAGCAUCAAGCAGCAAGGCAAGCACUUCAGCUUCACCAGGUGCUGGCCGUAGCAAUGGUAUUGGCCAUCUCUCGUCAACUCUGGAUAAGCUGUGGUUCUGGGAAAAGAAGCUCUAUCAGGAAAUUAAGGAUGAAGAGAAGCUACGGAUGAAGUACGAGAAGUAUUACCGAAGGCUGAAAUCCAUGGAUGAACGAGGGGCUGAAUCAAGCACAAUUGACUCCGUCCGGUUGUCUGCAAGGCAUCUGGAGUCCAAGAUCAGCAUCAACAUAAGUACAGCUAAAGCCUUCUCAUUAAAGAUACAGCAGAUUCGAGAUGAAGAGCUUUACCCUCAACUGGUUGAUCUCAUCCAAAGGUUCAGAAGGUUGUGGAAAGCUGUUCUGGAAUGCCACGAGAAGCAGCUAUUAGCCAUACAGGACAGUAGAAUUCACCGGCUGAAGGCGAUGACUGUAAGCGAAUCUGGUGUGGAGGCCUCACGGGAUUUGGAACGUGAGCUCACGAAAUGGUAUCGUUGCUUCAACAAGUGGAUGAGCUUGCAAAGGUCUUGUGCUGAGGCGCUGAAUGAAUGGUUGAAGAAAUGGCUCCCUGAGGUGCCGGAGGAAGUCACAGCAGAUGGGGCCCCUCCUUUCUCACCAGGCAGGCUUGGCGCACCGCCUGUAUUCAUCAUCUCAAAUGAUUGGUUCCAAGCAAUCGAGAUGGUCUCCAAGAAUGAGAUGGUCUCCAAGAAUGAUGUGCUGAGAGCAAUCGACAAGUUCUCUAACGUCGUGCAUGAAUUCAAGAAGAGCCAGGAAGAUGAGCAGCGACAGAAGCGGAAAGCCGAUCACGCUUCCAAAGAUUACAACCGAAAGUGUAAGGAUUUGGAGGAAGAACUUGGUCUGAGUACCAUGGAGAAUCCUCGCUACAGCCAUGACAACCGUGUAAUGGACCUGGAAAAGUUGAGGAAAAGAAGAGACGAGGAGAGCACUAGGCAUGACAAGACCCUGAGUCAUGCUCACGUCGCAGCUUCAACUACUCUGCCUAUUGGUUUGGUCCCUGUGCUGCAACAUAUCACCAGUUUCUUUCAGAGAAAUCAACAGGUCUACAUGGAAAUCAGAAUCCAAGGCUCCUGAUGACACAUUUGAUUUAUAUAGUCGUAGUAUUGCAUUCUUUUGUAUAUAGAAUUACAGAUAUAUAUCAGAUGGGGUUUAGGCUUUUUGGCUCACACCACUCUUAUAGAAUGUAUACAUAAGUAGGUAGUAAUUCAUGGUAGGUCUAGGAGGACUACUAAUGAUGUAUUAUUGAUACACUUAGACCUAAUGAUUUGUCCAUUUGAGGCGUCCAACA
This is a messenger RNA of Sorghum bicolor (sorghum), 4897 nucleotides long. RefSeq lists its product as uncharacterized. Lineage: Eukaryota; Viridiplantae; Streptophyta; Magnoliopsida; Poales; Poaceae. The coding region runs from base 1897 to 4683 and encodes 928 amino acids. The transcript has 4 exons. The record is from RefSeq and is a predicted model, not a curated record.